This is a messenger RNA of Hymenoscyphus albidus, 975 nucleotides long. NCBI's taxonomy places the organism in Eukaryota, Fungi, Ascomycota, Leotiomycetes, Helotiales, Helotiaceae. The record is from the annotation of a GenBank genome assembly.
AUGUCGCCAUGUAAUGAAGAGCAGCGUCAGAAAAGAUUCACGGGCGGCUUACAAACAUCUUUAGUGACUCGUACACAACAAUGGAUUGAGAGAAAGAUGUUCACUGGUAGCACAAAGCGAUCUUUCUGCCCUAUUGGCGACAAAAAUAAGUCGGAUGCUUCGAACUUGGCCGUUCAAGCCAAAACCAACGAAGCAGCUGCUCCACGAAUCUUUGAACGCUCUCCUGAAUUAGGGCUCUUUAGUAAGCAAUCCUUUCCUUUUGCUCCUCUACUGACACUAAGUCAAUUUAGGCGAGUUAGGAAAUGAUAUCACCAACGGGUCCCCUUCUCAGGCACAUUCUCAAAAAAACAAUUUUUCCAUCCUUGAUGCUUCGAUACCCAACAUGCUGGCAAAUACGAUUGAUUUGAAGUUAUUAAGUACAAAUGGAAACGGCUCCAUUGUUGGUGCUCAAGGUAAGCCAUCGAAUUUAGCUUUUCUUAUUCGAGGCUAACUUGAAAAGACAAAACGAGAGUUCCAACACUACUCCAACUUCCCACCGAACUUCUAUUGAUGAUUUUUGAUGCUCUACAAGAGAUUGACGGUGCCCAUAGAUCAAAAUAUGGGUCAUCUUCUACUGCUGCACCAGCUGCUUCAGCUUCGCUAAUGUUAGGACUUACGUGUAUUGAGCUCUAUGACAUUCACUGGAACCGCCAUGGACCAGUUAACCUUGCGAUACGUCCGUUCACUCUUAACGCCAGUCUCUGGGUACGAGUUAUUAGGAAUUUGGCCUUUCCGGCAGUUGGAAUUUAUUGUAUGUUCCACGGGUGGGAUAAGCCCAGCUGCUACAUUCGUUUUGUUAAUCGGGAGUCUUAUGACACGGGUGAAUAUAAGAAACCACUAGUCGAAUUUCUGGCUGAAAAGCAGAAGUAUCCAAGAAGUUAUUAUACCAUAAGUACAAUGGCAUCCGAUACAGCAUCGCUUGACCAUUUUAAUUAA